UAUUCCUUGGGAAGAUGUAAAUUUAUCGCGUUGGAACUCUACGGAUUUACUUCGUUAUAAAUCUAAAUCAAAGAAUUAUAAUGAUAACCUAGUUACCAUACCAGAAGAAUUGCCAACAUUAAUAAUACGAAUUCCUGUUGCCACUGCCAUUAAUGAUAGUUGGUGGAAACAAACCAGCUAUUUAAUUAU
This is a messenger RNA of Racocetra persica, 189 nucleotides long. The record is from the annotation of a GenBank genome assembly. Lineage: Eukaryota; Fungi; Glomeromycota; Glomeromycetes; Diversisporales; Gigasporaceae.